Messenger RNA from Lineus longissimus, 2585 nucleotides. Its product is annotated as solute carrier family 49 member 4 homolog. The coding region runs from base 610 to 2256 and encodes 548 amino acids. Gene Ontology annotation, cellular component: intracellular membrane-bounded organelle; membrane. The transcript has 12 exons. Gene Ontology annotation, biological process: transmembrane transport. Gene Ontology annotation, molecular function: transmembrane transporter activity. The record is from RefSeq and is a predicted model, not a curated record. Lineage: Eukaryota; Metazoa; Nemertea; Pilidiophora; Heteronemertea; Lineidae.
AUGUAUUGUAUAGUAUCAUAGGAACAGGAGGAAAGAAAGAUCAGUCCGAUGGACAGUGCUAGUGUCUGCCAGUGACAUUCGUGGCAGUGUUGACAGUGUCGGUGAUGCUUGGGAGUUUUUGGCAGAUAUUCAUUAUUGGUUGUUGCCAUAUGAACCAUACAGAGGAUACCAUAUCUUCACUUUCUUUAUGGCCAUUGCAUUGGCAUUGUAGGCCUCGUUAUGUACCGUACGUGUACAUGCCAGUAUGAUAUCUAUCCUACCAGAUAAUAAAUAAACUAACACAACGUAGUGAGUCUAAUGGUUCCCUAUACAAGAGUACAGACCCAUCCAGAGGAGAGAAGGGUGGACGCUAAUCAGUAAAUAACAAAAGAGAAGACUGCACCCGAGUUGGAAGGAUAAGUGCUGAUGAAGACCACCAUCCGCACCAUUGGAUCCUGUUAAGAGACUAUCAGAUAUGUUGUACUUGCAGCAGUGAAUGAACUUGUUAAAAUGAGAAUUGGCUUUUUCUGCCUGAACAAUUAUUCGAUCAAUGGUAUUCUGUGGAUAGCCCGGUCCUGUGGUCAGAAUUGAUGACCUGACAGUCUGUCAGUAACACCUUGUCCGCCAAAAAUGGAUAACACCAGCAGCGAAAAUGAGAGACUACUCCCUGCAGUCUGUAAUUUGUAUAAUGAGUCUGUAGUAGAAACAGAGGCUGCGGUUAAUUUUGGAACAAUACAAGUCGCCAAUGGGUCACUAUCUCAGACUCCACCGUACAACAAUAAUUCAGGCAGUACCAAUGCAAGCCAGUCGUUCAAGGGGGAUGUUCAUGUUUAUAAAAGAAGAUGGUACAUCUUGGCUGUCUUUUCUUUGUUUUCAUUCACACAGGGUCUGAUUUGGAAUGCAUGGGGUCCAAUUGCUGGUUCGUCUGAGGCUGUAUUUGAUUGGCAGAACCCACAGAUAGCAUUAUUUGCAAACUGGGGCUGCAUCACGUAUCUUGUGGUUGUACCCUUCACAUCAUGGCUCAUGGAAGAAAAAGGACUUCGUCCCGCACUGUUGUGGUCUUCGUUUCUAGUCGCACUUGGUGGGGCAAUAAGAUGUAUCACAUUCCACUUACCUUAUGUAACCUGGUUGGCUAAUGCUGGGGCUUUUCUGAACGGGGCGGCUGGCCCAGUUGCUAUGGCGGCAUCACCAGUGUUGUCGUCGGUGUGGUUCCCUCCAGAUGAGAGGACAACGGCAACAGCUGUGUCGUCGACAUUGAAUUACAUGGGAGUUGCUUUGUCUUUUGUUGUGGGUCCAGCGAUAGUAAAAGAUUUACUGCCUGGCAACGUCACAAAUGCAAGCGUCCCGAUGACCAAUGUUGUCAACGACAGCAUUCCUUAUGUGACAAAUCUGACAACCUUAUUACCAGAUGUAAACAGAAGUACAGCAUCAGUGCCAACUAAACCAACUCUGCUACCAUUAUCAAAUGCAACAGUUCCUAGCUAUAUUGACAAGAUGAAGUUUGAAAUUGAAAUAUAUACUUAUAUACAGGCUGGAGUAGCUAUCUUUCUUUUCUUCCUGAUUCUGCUGUACUUUCCCUCACGACCAAAGAUGCCUCCCAGUGUAUCGGCUGCCACUGAUAGAGUUGACUUCAAGAGCGGAAUAAAAUCCUUGUUGAAAAAACCGAAUUUUUUUUUAAUCAUAACCGCCUACUCUUUAGCAAUUGGAAUAUUUGGCCCAUGGAUGUCGGUUCUUAUCGUCAAUGUUAUCUCCAGAGGUAUUGCCCAGGCAGAAGCUGGAUGGCUGGGCUUCUUCUCAACAAUUGCUGGAUGCGUUGUCGGUUUUGCUAUAGCACGUUUGGCUGAUGUUAUCUCCCGCCACAUGAAGAUGUUCCUUAUUGUAAUGUUCACGCUGAGUACGCUGAUGUUCGUGUGGUUCACGCUGAUCUGCGAAGGAUGGAUUCCUUUUUCCACUGUUCAGAUCUAUGUCUCCUGCAUUACUGGCUGUGCCCUGGUCGGAGGGUCGAUACCACUAUUCUAUGAAUUGGGAUGUGAAACUGCGUAUCCUGUGGCGGAGUCGGUAGCGGCAGGAGUUCAAACGUUUUUGCUCAACGUGGUUGGAUUUCUUUUCUUGAUACUCUUCUACAUUCCAAAUAUUGGAACUGACUGGUUGAACUGGGUGAUGCUUGGCUCUGUUGCGGCCGGAAUUCCAAUGCUUGCAUUGUAUAAAGAACAAUAUACUCGUCUGGAGAUUGACAGUCUAGAGACCACGUCAACAGACAAUGAUGUCCAAAUAUAAGAUGGAGGGAUUUGAAUGACAUUUAGUCUCAGUGGUAAAAAAGGUGCUUGAAGCUGGACGCUGUGUACUUGACAGUAUACUUGUGGGGUGAUCAACAGCAGUGCUAACUAAGAUACAUGUAGUACAUCAUUAAGUGACUAUAAUGUCAAAUAUAAAAUGUUAUGGAUUUGAAUUAUGUUCGGUUUGGAAUGGUGUUAUAUUUGAUGUGAAUUUUAUUCUAGAGAUUAGCUCAGAACUUUUGAACACUGGUCAUAUGUUUGGCCUUGCUGUCUCGUAUCAAAACGAAAUGUGAUGUCUCAUGAAAAUGCUAAUAAAACAAUUCAGAAUCA